CGGACAGGUUGACGCACUCCCCGCGGCUGGAGUUCCACUUGACCUGGAGCCUGUCCACGCUGCAGGCCCACGGGGGGUUCCUGAGAGGCCUGGCGACGUCUGACUCUAGGGCGGCGGGGGUGAUGAGGACCCUCCAAAGAGCGCUCACAAGUCACCAGACCGACCUCUUCAAGCUUUGUCAGGAGAACCAAUAUACACUCAGCUUUCUGGGAGCGAUAGAUGGCGCGAAACCGGUACACGGCGGGGAGACUGGUGCCGAUUCGGCAGCAGCAGCAUCAGAAACAACGACCACCGGUCCUUCGGCGAAAAGAAUGCGUGUGCCGUGAAUCCAGCAAGGCCCCUAUAUACCUAUCCAAGGAUUUUCGACCAAUCGGGAGCCGUCGGUCGACAAGAUUGGCCAAUCAGCGAUGGGGGUCCAAGAACAACGUGUGGGCAGCCUUCUCCACUGAGGGCACUUGCGAAAAAAAUGACCCCGCUUUUUAGCGAAAUCAGCAUUGUUGACGAUGGUCGGCAGACCUCCUGCACCUACCACGCGUUUUUUCGCUACAUAGAAUUCUUUAUAUGGCAUGA
Ectocarpus siliculosus is the source of this 570-nucleotide messenger RNA. The record is from the annotation of a GenBank genome assembly. Lineage: Eukaryota; Phaeophyceae; Ectocarpales; Ectocarpaceae.